Galdieria sulphuraria is the source of this 2409-nucleotide messenger RNA. RefSeq names its product acetyl-CoA synthetase. The coding region runs from base 119 to 2227 and encodes 702 amino acids. Gene Ontology annotation, molecular function: acetyl-CoA synthetase activity; AMP binding. NCBI's taxonomy places the organism in Eukaryota, Rhodophyta, Bangiophyceae, Galdieriales, Galdieriaceae. The transcript has 3 exons. The record is from RefSeq and is a predicted model, not a curated record.
CCAUUUGAGUUUCAUUUUACCCUCGUUCGGAAAGGAUAGAAAUUAUAGACUUGCAGCUAUUUCUCCCACUCACUUCUGGAGAUUUUUUUCAAUCGUAUGUGCAAUUUCCAUAGAGAAUAUGUUACGACACGAUAGUUUUCUCAAAGCAGUGUUGUUCAGUCGUAGAUUUUGUUCUUCCAGUAUUGAAAAAGGUUAUCCUAUUCCCGAGUCAUUUUUAGUAAAUGCAGCACCACAUCAUAUUCAGAACUUUGAAAAAUAUAAGGAGAUAUAUCACUCUUCUAUAAAAGAACCUGACGUAUUCUGGUCUUCUCAAGCCAAAAAACUUCUUUAUUGGAAAAAGCCUUGGAACAGAGCAUUGGAUUUUAACUUUGACGUCAACAAGGGAAAAAUUUAUGCUGAGUGGUUCAAAGGAGGUCUUACCAACGCUUGCUAUAACGCUUUGGACAGAUGGGUGGAGUCUGGACAAGGUGAUCGAAUAGCCUAUUAUGAAGAACCAAACCUACCCAGUGAUUCAAGUAGAGUAUUCACGUAUUCGUCCCUAUUAGAACAAGUUCAACGCUUAUCCAGUUUUCUCAAGCAAACUUGUCAUAUUCGAAAAGGAGACACCGUAGCAAUUUAUCUUCCAAACAUUCCAGAACUUCCCAUCAGCAUGUUAGCAUCCUGUCGUAUUGGAGCUAUUCAUUCUGUUGUUUUUGCAGGUUUCUCUGCACAAGCACUCGCUGAGAGAAUUAUGGACUGUAAAGCCAGUGUUUUGAUUACUUGUGAUGGUUUCCAAAGAGGAAGUAAAACUGUUCAUUUGAAGCGUGUUGCAGAUGAAGCUUUGGAAAUUGUCAAAAAUGCUGCUAAUCAUCAUCACUUUCAUGUAAAGCAUCAAAUUGUUCUCCAACACUUGAAAAGUGAUAAAAGUGAAUAUUCAAUGCAUCAUCCUAGAGAUAUUUAUUGGCAUGAAGCUUUAUCCUCAAGUUCUCCUCAUUGUCCAGUAGAAUGGGUUGAUGCUGAACAUCCUAUACUGGUAUUGUACACUUCAGGAUCUACCGGCAAACCAAAAGGAGUAGUCCAAGCUACAGCAGGUUAUCAAUUACAUGCGGCAUCUACUUUUUUAUAUUCUAUGAAUUAUCAUUUGGGAGAUGUAUUUUUUGCCAGUGCGGAUUGUGGCUGGAUGUUAGGUCAUAGCUUCAUGGUUUAUGGAUCAUUAGCCAAUGGUGCCACUCAUGUUAUCUAUGCAGGCUUACCAACCUAUCCUGAUCCUGGAAGGACAUGGGCUAUUGUUGAUAAAUAUCAAGUUGAUCAAUUCUUAGGGGCACCCACUCUCAUUCGUUCCUUAUUGAGGGAAGGAAAUGCGCAUGUGAAGAAGUAUUCCCGACAAUCUCUCAAACUACUAUGUACAGCAGGAGAACCUAUCAAUCCUCACGUUUGGAAAUGGUAUUAUGAGACUGUAGGCGAUAGUCGAUGUCCAGUGGUGGAUACUUGGUGGCAAACGGAAACUUCAGGUGUCAUGUUAUUGCCUCCUCCAAUUGAAGGGUUCAUUCAAAAGCCUGGAAGUGCUGGAGUUCCAUUUUUUGGUAUUUUGCCAAAGAUUUUUGCACAAACUGAAAAUGGAAAUAUAGAAGAGUCCAAUCAUGGCACAUUAUGUAUUGCUCGUCCUUGGCCUGGAAUUGUAAGAACAUUAUUGAAUAAUCAUCAACGUUUUGAGGAAACCUAUUUUCACCCUUUUCCUGGUUAUUAUUAUACUGGUGAUGGUUGUAUAAGAGACGAAGAUGGUUGUUAUUGGUUGAGCGGUAGAAUCGAUGAUGUGAUUGGAGUAAGUGGUCGUCGAAUAGGAACAACAGAAGUAGAAUCAGCACUUGUCUCUCAUCCACAUGUAGCUGAAGCUGCAGUUGUUCCCAUUCCUCAUGAAAUAAAAGGCCAAGCUGUCUAUGCUUUUGUGACACUUCGAGCAAAUGUUGAAAGCAGUGAAAAUUUGCAUUUGGAGUUACGGCAAGUAGUACGCGAAAAGAUUGGUGCACAUGCCAUUCCAGAAAUGAUUCAAUGGUCGCCAGCAUUACCCAAAACGAGGAGUGGAAAGAUUGUGAGAAGAAUAUUGAGAAUUAUAGCAGAGAAAGGUCAUACUCUUUCACCAUCCAGAGGAGAACUUGGAGAUAUAUCGACACUAGCAGACCCUCAAGUAAUUGAAGAAUUGAUCCAAAUUAGAGUCUCUCUCAUGAAUAAUAAGAAAGAAGCUGCUUAGAAUACUUUUUCUAAUUCAUCUUUUAGAAAUGAAUGAAUUUGUUUCUCUUAAAAUAAUAAAUAGGUUUGUCCUGACAUUUCCUCCUAAUAAGACUGGUUAUUAGAAUCCUCGUUGAAUAGUUGUUUUUUUGCUUCAUUCUCAAGUUGGCUCCAUAAAGUAAAUAUAAAGUUAUACUGUUCUCU